CCUCGUUUGAAUUUCCAGCCCGGCCCAUGGUCCAGUACAGCCCAUAGAUAGAACCUUGUGCUAUAAAAGCUCAAACCAAACCCUACCGUAGCCCUAAUUUCAUUUUCUCCACUCUCCACUCCUCUGUGCGGCGGCUGCAGACAACGAAGCCGAGUGAGGCGGGGGCGCGGCGCCGUCUCUGCCCAUCUCCCUCCUCCCCGUCGCCUCGAGAGAUCACCACUCCCUGUCCCUCCCCAUAGUCCGUUCUCCCCUUCUUCCAUCCGCGACCAUGGAUGAGGAAGGCUUUCUCGACAGCAGCCGUCCGGCCGGCGACCCAGUUGGCGGUGGCAGCCAUAGAAGAUCGAGGUCAGGGGGCGACUGGGUCGACAAUGAGGGAGCCAUGGGGCGUGGCCACGUCCGGCCGAAUAUGGGGCUGGACUUGGGCAGCGGCUUUGGAGCUGCCGAUGCACAAGCUGGGCAAGGCUCCUCUCGUAAGAGGGUAGGCAUCGAUGCUAGAAGGAGUGAUACUGUCAACUUAGACGAUGAAGAUGAUGGUCUGAUCAGGAAUGGUUCAGCAACAAGAGAGGCACCUUUUAAAGGACUUAAGACCAACGACAUACAUCAUGUGUGGAACCAUGGCCCCAAGCACGGAGGAGGAUUUCAUUGUCGGUAUUGCAACAUGAAGAAUUCUGGAGGAGGUGCAACCCGCUUCAAAGAGCAUCUUGGCAAGAUAGUAGGUGAAGUGAAGGAGUGCCCAAAUGUUCCAAGAAAUGUGCAUGAUAUAAUGAGGAAGGCCGUGCUUGAGAUGAGGAAAAAGAAGAGGGAGAAGGAAAGUCGUAAGCUUAGAUUUGAACGUGAGUUGAUGGAUGAGAUGUACCAGAGAAAUGGUGUGAUAAAUAUUGAUGAUGAUAAAGAUGAAGAAAUCCAUAUGGCACUACGGGAGUCACUAAGAGACAGGAAUGUUCUGAAUGUAUCUCGUGCAGUUGAGAGGAGGCGUGGUAGUGGCAGUGGUGUUCGCGUUUCCCUUGGGAAACAGAGUAUCACAGCCUACUUUGACAAGCAAUUGUCGAGCAACAAAGUAUCAAUGCAACCCAAGAUCAGCACUGCUAUGGAUAGCAGCUCAAGGGAUGCUGUUGGCCAAGCUUGGGCGAAGUUUUUUCAUGCAAAUGACAUCGCUGGUCGAAAAGCUGACUGUCCAUAUUUUCAGGCUGCCAUGAAGAUCACUCAAAAUCUUGGUGCUGCUCCUAUUCCAACUGGAAAAGAGAUUGAUGGGAAGUAUUUAGACAAAAAUUAUGAAGAGUCUCGAGAGUGGCUGAAGCUAUUCAAGCAAGAUUGGAAGAACUAUGGUGUAACUGUUAUGUGUGACUCCUGGACUGGGCCUACUGGCAUGAGUCUUAUCAAUUUCAUGGUCUAUUGCAAUACACGGAUGUUCUUCCAUAAAUCCAUUGAUGCUUCUGGCCAGUCUCAAAAUUCAGAAUUUCUCUAUAGAGAGAUUAAACAGGUUGUUGUUGAAGAGAUAGGCCACGAAAAUGUAGUUCAGAUUGUUACUGAUAAUGGCUCAAAUUACAAGAAAGCUUGUAAAACUCUUGUUGAACAACCAGAAUUCAGUCAUAUUGUUUGGCAGCCAUGUGCAGCCCACACGGUUAAUCUAAUGCUUAAAGACAUAGGUAAGUUUCCUGAGGUUGAUGUGAUAGUCAAAAGUGCCAAGCAAAUCUGUAGGUUUUUUUAUAAUCACAACAACCUACAUGAUAGCAUGAGGAAGAACGUUGGUGGUGAGCUGAUUAAACCGAAUGCCACCCGGUUUGGAACUGUGUUUAUGUUCCUUGAGAGUUAUUUGGAGAAGAAAGAUAAAUUUAGGAAAUGGAUGGUGUCCGACGACUGGAAGAACAAUAUUUGGAAGAAUGAUGCGGACCAUGUGUUUGCUGAAGAGUUGCUAUCCAGUAACAUGUGGUGGACAGCCUUAGAAUGGGUUCUUGAUUUGCUUGAGCCACUCUAUGUAGCCCUCAGAUAUGCUGAUACACAAAAGAAAUGUACUCUAUCUGGUUUCAAGAAGACUAUGAUGACAGCCAUACAAAAGAUGAGUUCUCAUCUUGGUGGUGGGUCACAGAUGUUAGAUAGAGUCAUGAGCAAGGUGUCCCCGAGGAUGGAAGAUAUGCAAAAUGAGACACUAAUGGUUGCAGCUGCUGUCCUUGAUCCGUUCACACAUUAUCGGGUGAAUUUGAGCAACCUUCCAGAAUAUGCUUCUGCACUAACGGAUGUCAUCGAGAAGAUAGCAGACCCUGAGAGCGCUCUUUUGGCUAUCAAUGAAAUCAGCACUUAUAGGGAAUGUCGUGGGAGGUUUAGGCAUAGUUUGGCACGCUCUUCCGCAGAAAGAAUGGCACCAACUGAGUGGUGGUUCCAGUUUGGAGGGGAAGUUCCUAAUUUGCAGAAGUGGGCAUUGAGAAUUGUUUCACAGUGUGUCUCUUCAAGUGGCUGUGAGAGGAAUUGGACUGCUUUUGCCUUGGUCCACACGAAGCAAAGAAAUUGCCUUCUAUACUGCAAGCUUCACAAAAGUGUUUCUGUACGCUACAACCUGAAGUUACGUGCUGAAGAAGAUGAAGAUAUUGUGAAGCUGAGUUAUAGGGAGAAGGAAAUUGAUCCAUGUGCAGUGAUCAUGGAUACAGUUAUGCAUGACGAAUCAAACCCAAUGAUGGAGUGGCUGAACAAGGAUGAAGAGCAUAUAGUCCUUGAUGGAUCUGAUGCUGCUACUGCUGUGUUGGAGGAAAUACGUCGCCUUAACUCAAGGAGGAAAGCCUCUCAUCUUGGAAGGAAGGAAAUUAGCAGGAAAGGAAAGAGGGUACGUGAAGAUGAGGAGGAUGAGUUCAUUAGCAGUGAGGAUGAUGAUGAAGCGAAUGGAUCCAUGGACAUUGAUGAUGGUGAUGAUGGCCAAGAAGAGGAUGAUGAAUCUGAUGGAGAAGGGAUGAAAAUAUGGUGA
Messenger RNA from Triticum dicoccoides, 2953 nucleotides. RefSeq lists its product as uncharacterized. Gene Ontology annotation, molecular function: DNA binding; protein dimerization activity. Bases 269 to 2953 code for a protein of 894 amino acids. The record is from RefSeq and is a predicted model, not a curated record. The transcript has 9 exons. Lineage: Eukaryota; Viridiplantae; Streptophyta; Magnoliopsida; Poales; Poaceae.